AUGUUGCACAAACCAUGUGUACAGGUGGUUAUGCGGUUCCGCCCAAACCCUGGGGUUGCUUCUCCUUUUUACUCCACAGAUGACACGGGUGCACCAUGGCUUACGUACGAUGAGCGUACCGUUCGUGUCGUGGAACGCGAUCCGCCGAUGGACCGGAAACGCGUGGAACCCAAUGGGGGCCCUUGCGGUGACAGCAAUGACCCCCCAGUUUCAAAAGCGCUCGUUCCAGCGCCUGUAACGAGCUACACGUUUGAUGCAGUGCUCUCCGAUACAUCAACCCAGCGCGACGUGCACAAAUGUGUUGGGGAACCUGUGAUCGGUAAUGUGCUGAAGGGUUACAAUGCUACAAUAUUUUCCUAUGGGCAAACAGGGAGUGGGAAGACGUAUACGAUGUUGGGCCCCUACGGGGGGUUGGCUGAUGCUUUCUUCGAAGAUAGUCCGUUCUAUGGCGAGCGAGGGCUCGUACCGCGAGUAGUGGAAGAGUUGUUUAAUCGUUUGAAUACCAUGAAAUCGGAGGAGUACACGUGGCGGGUCAAGACACAAAUGUUUGAGAUAUACAGGGAAAAUAUUGUCGACUUGCUUAUCGAAGGAGACCAACAACCUCAGACAGAGUAUCGCAUAAGGGAAGGCAAAAACAGUCAAGGUAGUUUUUGUAUGUACGUUGACUCUCUAAAGGAGGUUGAAUGCCGUACCGCCGCUGAUUUCAUGGAUAUACUGCAGAGGGGUGUGGCGAGCAGGCACACACGUGAAACGGGAACAAAUGACCGCUCUAGUAGAAGUCAUUGCCUGCUCUGCUUAUUUGUGGAGCUGAAGCACAAUGAAGAUUACAGUAUGUGGACAGAAAGCAGGCUUAACUUCGUCGAUCUUGCAGGCAGUGAACGAGUUGCGACCUCUCAAGCGGAGGGAGAGACCUUAAAAGAAACUCAAUACAUUAAUCUCUCUCUUUCACUUCUAGGAAAUGUUAUCCACCGCCUUGCCGGCGGUAACACUGGACACAUUCCCUACCGCGAUACGAAACUGACACGAGUGUUGAAGGAUUCACUCGGUGGUAAUUCACUGACCACUCUGCUAUGUCACGGCACAACCGAAGCUGCAACAAAGAGUCAAACAAUUAAUACACUUCGAUUUGCUCAAAAGGCACUUCGAAUAAAAACACGUGCUGUCGUCAACAAACCAUCGAAAACAACGAUCAAACAACAACAGCAGGAGUUCUACAAGGAACACACAAAACAGUUGGAAAAACAAAUAAGAGUUUUGCAAGAAAUUAUUAGAAGCCGGGAAAACACGGAAGGUGAAAAUUCUAUGUGCGCAAAAUGUGAGAGCAUGAGUGCUACGAUCGCGUCAUUAACAAAAGAAAUUGAAAGACUUCAGAAAGAACUUAUAGCAAGAGAAGAACAGCUACAGCAAACGCAGGAAACAGGAGACUACUACAAAAAGAACUGCGAAACCCUCGAAAACGAACUAGCAAAACUGACAGAGGAGCAAGAAGCAAACGACGCAAGGCACAUCGAAGCAUACACAAUUCUUGAAGAAGAAAGUGAGAACCUCAGGGCUGAAAUUGAAGCGCUACAAAAGCAAUUAGCAGAGAAGCCACACAAGGACGCAUCCAACUCCGAAGCUCUUUCCAACAAAAAUAAUACGCGGAAAAAUAAUUAUAAUGAUUAUAAAAACCGCGCUACUAUGACAGAUCGUCGAACACACUCAAAUUGUUGCACAAUGACUGACCCUGUUACAAUUGUUAUGCCUGAUGUCAUGGAGGAUAUGCAACGCCGUCUAACAAAGGAACUUAUCAACUGUGGUACGAUGACAGAUAUCCGUUCACACUCAAAUUGUUGCACAAUGACUGACCCUGUUGCAAUUGUUAUGCCUGAUGUUAUGGAGGAUAUGCAACGCCGUCUAACAAAGGAACUUAUCAAUUGUGGAACAAUGACGGAUAUCCGUUCACACUCAAAUUGUUGCACAAUGACUGACCCUGUUGCAAUUGUCAUGCCUGAUGUUAUGGAGGAUAUGCAACGCCGUCUAACAAAGGAACUUAUCAAUUGUGGUACGAUGACAGAUGGCACCAUCUCCACUAACCGCGCUACUAUGACAGAUUGUCGAACACACUCAAAUUGUUGCACAAUGACUGACCCUGUUGCAAUUGUCAUGCCUGAUGUUAUGGAGGAUAUGCAACGCCGUCUAACAAAGGAACUUAUCAACUGUGGCACAAUGACGGAUAUCCGUUCACACUCAAAUUGUUGCACAAUGACUGACCCUGUUGCAAUUGUUAUGCCUGAUGUUAUGGAGGAUAUGCAACGCCGUCUAACAAAGGAACUUAUCAACUGUGGCACAAUGACGGAUAUCCGUUCACACUCAAAUUGUUGCACAAUGACUGACCCUGUUGCAAUUGUCAUGCCUGAUGUUAUGGAGGAUAUGCAACGCCGUCUAACAAAGGAACUUAUCAACUGUGGUACGAUGACAGAUGGCACCAUCUCCACUAACCGCGCUACUAUGACAGAUCGUCGAACACACUCAAAUUGUUGCACAAUGACUGACCCUGUUGCAAUUGUUAUGCCUGAUGUUAUGGAGGAUAUGCAACGCCGUCUAACAAAGGAACUUAUCAACUGUGGCACAAUGACGGAUAUCCGUUCACACUCAAAUUGUUGCACAAUGACUGAUCCUGUUGCAAUUGUCAUGCCUGAUGUCAUGGAGGAUAUGCAACGCCGUCUAACAAAGGAACUUAUCAAUUGUGGUACGAUGACAGAUGGCACCGUCUCCACUAACUGCGCUACUAUGACAGAUCUUCGUUCACACUCAAAUUGUUGCACAAUGACUGACCCUGUUGCAAUUGUCAUGCCUGAUGUCAUGGAGGAUAUGCAACGCCGUCUAACAAAGGAACUUAUCAACUGUGGCACAAUGACAGAUGGCACCAUCUCCACUAACCGCGCUACUAUGACAGAUCUUCGUUCACACUCAAAUUGUUGCACAAUGACUGACCCUGUUGCAAUUGUCAUGCCUGAUGUUAUGGAGGAUAUGCAACGCCGUCUAACAAAGGAACUUAUCAAUUGUGGUACGAUGACAGAUGGCACCGUCUCCACUAACUGCGCUACUAUGACAGAUCUUCGUUCACACUCAAAUUGUUGCACAAUGACUGACCCUGUUGCAAUUGUUAUGCCUGAUGUUAUGGAGGAUAUGCAACGCCGUCUAACAAAGGAACUUAUCAAUUGUGGCACAAUGACAGAUCUUCGUUCACACUCAAAUUGUUGCACAAUGACUGACCCUGUUGCAAUUGUUAUGCCUGAUGUUAUGGAGGAUAUGCAACGCCGUCUAACAAAGGAACUUAUCAAUUGUGGUACGAUGACAGAUGGCACCGUCUCCACUAACUGCGCUACGAUGACGGAUAUCCGUUCACACUCAAAUUGUUGCACAAUGACUGACCCUGUUGCAAUUGUCAUGCCUGAUGUUAUGGAGGAUAUGCAACGCCGUCUAACAAAGGAACUUAUCAAUUGUGGUACGAUGACAGAUGGCACCGUCUCCACUAACUGCGCUACUAUGACAGAGGUUUGCCGUCAAUCUAAUUCGCUUGAUCGGCGUGUGUCUUGUGUAUCGGGUACCGCUGAAAAUGUGUCGUUGAGUGGGGAAACGUUUUGUAGGAAUACAUCUGUGAAUACCCGUGAGUGUUCAUAUAUUGCACGAAACACCAUAUUUGCUUCGAGUGUUGUUUCUUCAUUUGUCCCCGUAAUUGGGGAAGGACAGUUUGAGUGGUGGUGUUUGGACGAUGUGUAUGCUCAUGCUCUUUUGUUUUCUUACUGCAAUCCACGCGAUGUGGGUAUCAAUAUUGGCUUGUUCGAUGACUGUGAUGAUAAGGUGCUUUUGCAAUCUCUUGGAGUUGUUCAUAGAACACUUGGCUCCAUUCGUGCUGAUUAUGAUGGCAGCGUCGUCUCGGUUAUUCGUAGGUUUUUGGUUCAGCAACGCGGUGCCCUUGCAGGAGACGGCGCUCUUGAAGGUUGUGUGCCGUGCGAGGCUCUAUUCGAGGUUCUUAUAUCUGCCAAAAAUGCACUCUUGGUGGAGCCAAUGGUCAGCGACUCCUCUACUGUGAAGGGGGAAGAUAGGGUUUGUCACGGUGAUGGAGAAGGUGCACUUGACAGCUGCGUAUAUGCUCACUUGCAAGUGGCGAUGACCGCCGUCUUCAGCAUUGCACGUGAGCGCGGUGGAUAUUUGUCGGAUAUUUUCGCAUCUGUGAAGGUUCAGAAAGCACUCGAAGCAAUGCGUCAGUUCUUCACUUCCAGCAAUUUAUUUUCGAGUGGAAGUAGCAGCGUUUCUAGUACCUCCGAGGCCAACGGAGAUAGUAGCAGCUUCCUCGAAGACAUGCUGAGGGAAACAGAGGUCCCGCGUUUUGUACUAGGAGGUGCAUUGCAACGGGCAGCCGCGCUGCUCAAGGAUGAUGUGGUGACCAAAUUGCAGAGGCGGAGAUUGUGUGGCGGACUCUCGUUGGAGGAGGCCCUUCUUGCGUGUUAUUUGGCUGAAGAAAGAAUCACCGCCCUCACUGAAAUCGAAAAUUUGAGAGAAGAAAUGGUACAGCCUGUUACACGCGAAGCGCUGGAUUUAAUUGACGGUGCGGUGAGGGCUUUUCUCAAGAGUGAAGAGUCCGAGGAUUUCUCCGCUGAAGCCACAAACCACAUGAAAAGCAGCUCCUUCACUACCGCACUGGCAUUUCUCUUCACGUACGUCGCUGCUCAAACAGCGACUGAAACCGUCGGGCUUCCUCAAGAUAGCACAGAACAUGUUAGAGAUGCGCUAAAUGUAGUUGCGCAGACACUACUAAGGCGUUCAGUGUCACAAACUUCAAGAUUUGAUGUAGCACAGAGUAAUACAGCGAUAGACCCAGAAAGCAUGCAACAAUCGUUGAGGAUUAUAAUGGAUUAUGCGGAAAGUCAAGGUUACUACCCAGUCACAUGCGAUACGUCAGAAGCAGGCAGCCGGUCCAAUCAUCACUGCCAGUACUCCCAGCAAACCCGUAGAAAGGACACGCCCGACAUCGACGUCACGAAAAGGGAGGCACUUAUGGAAAAAAUGGAUUCGCCUCGUACCACUCCAAGAAGUUCACCGCACCCUCGGUUAUCCUCGCCACAAGAGCAACGACCUCAAACGAGCGUGGUUGUAGUAUCGCAACCAAAUGUAACAAGCCACCACAUCAACAACCUCGUUCACAGAGGAAGGAUGACUAACCCUGUUGCAAUUGUUAUGCCUGAUGUCAUGGAGGAUAUGCAACGCCGUCUAACAAAGGAACUUAUCAAUUGUGGUACGAUGACAGAUGGCACCAUCUCCACUAACCGUGCUACUAUGACAGAUCUUCGUUCACACUCAAAUUGUUGCACAAUGACUGACCCUGUUGCGAUUGUUAUGCCUGAUGUCAUGGAGGAUAUGCAACGCCGUCUAACAAAGGAACUUAUCAAUUGUGGAACAAUGACGGAUAUCCGUUCACACUCAAAUUGUUGCACAAUGACUGACCCUGUUGCAAUUGUCAUGCCUGAUGUUAUGGAGGAUAUGCAACGCCGUCUAACAAAGGAACUUAUCAAUUGUGGUACGAUGACAGAUGGCACCAUCUCCACUAACCGUGCUACUAUGACAGAUCUUCGUUCACACUCAAAUUGUUGCACAAUGACUGACCCUGUUGCAAUUGUUAUGCCUGAUGUUAUGGAGGAUAUGCAACGCCGUCUAACAAAGGAACUUAUCAAUUGUGGAACAAUGACGGAUAUCCGUUCACACUCAAAUUGUUGCACAAUGACUGACCCUGUUGCAAUUGUUAUGCCUGAUGUCAUGGAGGAUAUGCAACGCCGUCUAACAAAGGAACUUAUCAAUUGUGGAACAAUGACGGAUAUCCGUUCACACUCAAAUUGUUGCACAAUGACUGACCCUGUUGCAAUUGUCAUGCCUGAUGUUAUGGAGGAUAUGCAACGCCGUCUAACAAAGGAACUUAUCAAUUGUGGAACAAUGACGGAUAUCCGUUCACACUCAAAUUGUUGCACAAUGACUGACCCUGUUGCAAUUGUUAUGCCUGAUGUCAUGGAGGAUAUGCAACGCCGUCUAACAAAGGAACUUAUCAAUUGUGGAACAAUGACGGAUAUCCGUUCACACUCAAAUUGUUGCACAAUGACUGACCCUGUUGCAAUUGUUAUGCCUGAUGUCAUGGAGGAUAUGCAACGCCGUCUAACAAAGGAACUUAUCAAUUGUGGAACAAUGACGGAUAUCCGUUCACACUCAAAUUGUUGCACAAUGACUGACCCUGUUGCAAUUGUUAUGCCUGAUGUUAUGGAGGAUGUGCAACGGCGGCCAUCAAACAGACUUGAUGCUUCCACCUCAUUAAAGGUGAGCAAAAACAAUGGCGACGUGGCUGUGUACGAAGCUGUUCGCUUUGGUGACGAAAAAGUAGUGGUGGAUAGUUGUUCUGUGGCGUCAGUGAGUGAUAGUUUCCCGCGGGAUUUGUCAAGUGAGGUGGGUAAACUUCAGUUAAGGGUACUAGAUCUCGGGAAAGAGGUUUACAUGCUUCAGAAAGAACUUAUGGCAAGAGAAGAACAGCUACAGAAAACGCAGGAAAGGGCAGACUACUACAAAAAGAACUGCGAAACCCUCGAAAACGAACUAGCAAAACUGACAGAGGAGCAAGAAAGAAACGACGCAAGGCGUACCGAAGCAUACACCAUUCUUGAAGAAGAAAGUGAGAACCUCAGGGCUGAAAUUGAAGCGCUACAAAAGCAAUUAGCAGAGAAGCCACACAAGGACGCAUCCAACUCCGAAGCUCUUUCCAACAAAAAUAAUACGCGGAAAACGGAUAGCGACCACGCUGUUGACGGGAAGGAAAAUUUGGGUCUUCAUCAUGUGUCCUCUGUGAGAUCACUAGUUCACUUGAGGGAAAAUAAAGCAAGGGAACAUCUUCGAAGUCGUUCGUUGUCCAAUGGCAGGGAGCCCCCUGGUGGUGUUCUACCUACCGAGCUGAGGACAUGGCCGCAGACGGCGCAGCAAAGUGCCCCCGCUGCUUGCACCCAUGAAAAAGGUGUGGAACGAAAACUUUCAGAGGAACUCGAUGAGAGCGACGUCGUGAACCACCUCACCGCUCAGGCAACUCCUGAAAUGCUGAAUCUGAAACCCGAACUAUUUGUAAAAAACCCUGCUUCGUUCGAUCGUUUGGUGUCAUAUCUUACGCGACUCGUAGAAAGGGCUGAAAGGGAACCCGGAGCGCUGAGUUGUGAGGAAAGACACCUUUCUGAGGUAUUGAAGGUGUUCUCCACUUUUUACUGUGGUUAUCGUUCCAUUGAAAGUGGUACCGGCACUUGUCCCAUUGUUGAUGGGAAUCUGCGUUCACGCGGUGGGAGUUCACAUUCACUGCGUCCUAGGGCAAAAGGAAUGUGGUCUCCAGAAUCCUUGCGGGUUUCCCCUGAUGUUGGAAGGAACGUUGACGCUGUGAAGGAAGACCAAAAUGGUAAGCAUCUCGGCCCAGUGCCUUCCGCAAGUACGACAUUUCGAACCGGGCGUUCUGAGAGGUGUACUUCCUCCGUUCGUGGCGUGGCGUUGGUGGGUGGGCUUUUGGCGUCGAGGAGACGCUCGUCAACUGCUCCUUCACCGACAGAGGGGCCGCGGGUCCCUCUGCAGAGGGAAGAAAUAGAAGACCUGGAGGGAAUGUCAGAGUUGGUGUCUUCCAUCGAGGACAUGCAGUCGCAGUUAGCCUACUUCAAUUUUAGCAAUGAGCCAGAGCUGAGGGAGUCCAUCAAGCAACUGCAACAGCACCUCGAGGAACUCAGAGCAGUCCUGGAGAGCCAAAUGUCAACGACAAAAAUGUCACGAUCACCCUCCUAUAUAUCUAGUUUCAGGGGAAGCUGCUUCUCACAGGGUAACCAACAGGGUCAAGGUGUGCAAGAGGGGAAGCCACCACUAAAAGCAGAAAGCAACGGAUGUCAACCUGCGACCGACAGCGCGUGUGAUACAAAUUAUUCAAACGGUGGCCAGACAGGCUAUUUAGCUGUAUGUAAUGCUGUAAACACUUGCUGUGGAGGGAGAGGUGCGUUCCAUCGUGGUUCGAAUAGAUGCUCCCACUGGGUACCACUGAGAAUGCACAGGGCAAAUCACGAUGAGAACGUCGGGUUGGCGAUGAAUGAGCCUGGUGGCUCUAUUCCUCAAGGACGGUCAAAUGCUUUUGACGACGGCUCGCAACGCAAGUGUAUGGCGCCGAAUCGACGCAACCAGAGUGCAGUGAUGAGGCGGUUGCUGGACUCUAUGCGAUUUGACCUUGACUCGUAUGUGUACACGGCUGCCGAACAGAAUGCCGCUAGCGCUGCUUUGCUAGAGGAAUCGUCUUCUCUCAAGGAAAGAGAAGCAGAUAUGUGGUUACGUCUCAACCAAACAGAGUUCUGCGAGAUGGCAAGGAUAGAAAUGAGGCUGAAAAGGGAUGACUUACGGGAGCUUCAGCAUGAAAUCCACCGCAUGCACUUGUUGCACGAUAAAGAACUCGUAGAGCGGAAACGGAGGUUGUUGAUUUAUUCCUAUAGAAAAUUGCUGGAUUUUGCAAAGCGAAUGUCCGAUAUUCUUAAGGCACGCGAGUUCUGUACGGGCACGCUGGAAAGCCAGCGGCUGCUGCUAUUAGACGAAACGUCAGAUUUCACAAAAGAUGUAGAAAAGUACAUUGAGGUUCUGUAG
Molecule: messenger RNA, 8670 nt
Organism: Trypanosoma brucei brucei TREU927
Lineage: Eukaryota; Euglenozoa; Kinetoplastea; Trypanosomatida; Trypanosomatidae
Product: kinesin, putative
Exons: 1
Coding region: 1-8670 (2889 amino acids)
Biological process (GO): microtubule-based movement
Molecular function (GO): ATP binding; microtubule binding; microtubule motor activity
Source: RefSeq, a predicted model, not a curated record